Molecule: messenger RNA, 546 nt
Organism: Musca vetustissima
Lineage: Eukaryota; Metazoa; Arthropoda; Insecta; Diptera; Muscidae
Exons: 3
Coding region: 1-546 (181 amino acids)
Source: RefSeq, a predicted model, not a curated record
AUGAUUUGUAAAACCACUUUAUUAUGUCAUUUAAUAAUAAUCGUAACUGUCAUCCUAAAGGGCCAUCUAGCUAAGAGAUCCGGCAAAAGUUUCUAUUUCUAUAGCUAUAAAGUGGAAUUCGACAGCACCUAUAUACAGGACCAUCGCAUAAAUCUGCGAAAUACUUCGAUUGAUGUUCUUUUGAAUAUUGCCCAAGAUUAUCCUUGGGAUCCAUGGCUGAUGACAGCCUUUUCGGUUAAGGAUCGUAAAACGGAUAAUUUCCGUAAGCUGAUACAUUACGAUGUCAAUGUUUGCAGUAUUUUGGGACGGGCUGAUAAUAACCUGAUAACGGUGUGGAUACAAAAUUUUUUGAAAUUUGGAAAUCUGCCGAAAAGUUGUCCGAUUAAGAAGGGCAACUAUUCAUGGUAUAAAUUGCGACCGGAGAAAGUUUCCAUUCCUGAUGUCUUUCCCUCAGCAGAAUAUAAAAUGCAAAUCGAUACGUAUUUUCGCAAGGGCAAGGAACGUCAAUCGGUGGAUAAUUUAACGGUGGUGGGCGUACUGAAGUAG